AUGCUUGCAAGUAUACCUGCUGGAGCUUGCUGGAAUGAGACCUUGAAUUAUUGGGGUAGCAAGGAGUUCUACGAGGUACUACCCUUAGCGGAAAUCUUCAACAGUGAAGGGAGACCGUUGAAUAAAGGAAAUCUAGAAGGAUGCCCAACUAUUGACAAUUGUUUGAGCCAAGAUUGCUUCUCAGUUCUCAACAGCGAUGAAAAGAUACCAGCUUGUCUCCAGUGUAACGUGAACAUGUUUCAAAGUGAGAACUUAACGUCUUGCGAAAACGGUCCGUGCCCUGGUCCUCCGGAUCCCGACUGUGUUGGUAGUACAACUCAGCGUUUCUGCGGCUACAACUCAGUCUAUACGUCAUGCAAUGUGACUGCGGGAUCAGGUGGCAUAGUGUCGGCAUGCUUUGCUAGCCAGUGUUGCAAUGCACUUCCAGUUUCACCAAAUGACAACCCCAUCUGUAACCCCGACCGCAAGUACAACUCCAUCUGUAACCGCGAGCGCAAGUGUAAUAACACCAUCUGUAACCGCGAGCGCAAGUACAACACCAUCUGUAUCCGCGAGCGCAAGUGUAACACCUUCGGCAACUCCCACCGCAAGCCCAAGUCCGUCAGUCACCACCACUCCUGUACCAG
Molecule: messenger RNA, 626 nt
Organism: Sphaeroforma arctica JP610
Lineage: Eukaryota; Ichthyosporea; Ichthyophonida
Exons: 2
Source: RefSeq, a predicted model, not a curated record